Molecule: messenger RNA, 1143 nt
Organism: Saccostrea echinata
Lineage: Eukaryota; Metazoa; Mollusca; Bivalvia; Ostreida; Ostreidae
Exons: 5
Coding region: 1-1143 (380 amino acids)
Molecular function (GO): scavenger receptor activity
Source: RefSeq, a predicted model, not a curated record
AUGCAGCAGUUACAGAUGUACUUUUUCUUGUGCAUUGUUUUUGUUUCGUUGAAGAUUGUGCUUUGUUCCAUUAAGAACUGUAUUGGACAUGCCCAAAAUGGAAAAUGCAAAGAAUGCCUCCCGGGAUACAUAGGACAACAUUGCUCCCACAAUUGUAGGUACCCAAGUUAUGGCAAAGGAUGUCAACAUGUUUGUAAAUGUGAUCCAUCAGUCUGUCACGUGGUCUCGGGAUGUUCGCAAUCGAAAGAAUGUCAACCCGGUUAUUUUGGAGUAAACUGCCUUCAUGAAUGCCGAUAUCCAAAUUAUGGUGUCAAUUGCCAAUUAUUCUGCUUGUGUGAUGAACAAUUAUGUGACAGGAAAACCGGAUGUGCACAUAUUUCAACAAUAUACAAGAACACAACUAGAGAAACCACUACAGUGGCUAGGCAUAUGACCACCGAAAAGCACACAUCAUUUCAAUCUACUAUUUCUCAGCUUAACAUAGGAACACAGCGCAUCACAACCAUCAAAUAUUCUACUAACAAUUCUCUCGAGGAAAGAUUCACCAAGGUCACAUUAUUUAAGAAUAUAUCAGUAUCCAAAUCUUACAACUCUUCUUCAGAGUCAACUGAAUCCUCGGGAAUUUUCAAUAAUGUGCGAUUCCGUAGCAAUAUAUCUGAUCAAUUACUUAUCAACAAUCCGCUUUACCUAAUUCUUGCGAUAGGAUUUACAGUAUCUUUUAUGGUAGCUGCUAUUUAUGCAAUAAACAAAUGUCGGAAAAGAAGAGGAGUUAUUGUAAAUGACUUCGUAAAGGAUCAAAACGUUCCUGUAUAUUACGAACCAAUACAAGCGCUUGUACACGAUAAAAACUUAUUAAGACUGCCUGUCCCUGAGUCAAACACAAUGUCCUAUGAUGAACAUCAACAAUCUGAGGCAAAUCCGUACGAAACAAUUGAAAACGAUGAGGAAGAUUCAACGAUUCCUCAGCUUGACAGAUAUCCUCCGCAGAACCAUCAGCCAUCAACACUUCUCAUGCCUAAAUGUGAGCAGCCUAGUCGAGUAAUUGAUGAAAACACCGACUCUGAUGGAUAUCAGUGCCCUUGCCCUCCUGAAAAAGGACGUGAAGGACAUGAUUUUAAUAACGAAUAUUUAAUUGUAGUGUAA